AUGUAUUCUCAAUUUUCAAAGACGCUAGUAAAGAGAUUUUACGAUGAACUUGUCAAUGCGGAUAAUUUUGAUGAUUCACUUGAAAAAUAUUUAAAGGAUUUGCUUAAAGAAGAAAUCAAAAAUACCAAAGAAAUUCUUGAAUUUAUGCAAAAUCAUGAAAAUCGUGAAAUAUGGUUUUCAAGCAUUAUUGGUUUUUUUUAUCAAUACGGAAUAGGAUGUGAAAUUGAUAAGGAUAAGUCAUUGGAAAUGUAUUUAUUAGCAAUUAAAUGUGAUGAAUUUCCAUACAUAAAUAAUAUUAUCGCAAAGUAUUUACUAUCAUUAUUUUAUUUCAAAGUAAUCGAUUUGAAUAAAAGGUUCUUAAAUGAUUGGAAUCUUACACGCAUAGCACAUUUAAUAGAUGAAUUUAUAGAUUCACAAGGACACUUUGAAAAAAAUCUCAAAGAAUUAAAAGGAAGCAUGAUUAAAAGUUUAGAAUUCAUCAAAUCAAAGGUUGAAGAUAUAGAAGAGUCUCAUGAUCAGACAUUAAAUGUUGAUGACCCAGAAGCAUUAUAUGACUUGGGGUUGAAAUAUCAGUAUGAGACAGGAGUGAACAGAGAUGAGAAGAGGGCGUUUGAAUAUUAUCUGAAGUCCGCUAAAGGAGGAAAUAUCAAAGCACAAUUUCAAUUAGGCUAUUGUUUUCAGUUCGGAGUAGGAACGGGGACGAGUAAAAACGAAAAGAAGGCAUUUGAAUGGUAUUUGAAAUCUGCUAAAUGGCAUUCUGGAUCACAGAAUUCCUUAGGAGAUUACUAUGCAAAAGGGAUAGUAACAGCUAAAGAUGAAGAGAAAGCAUUUAAAUAUUAUUUAAAAUCUGCCAAUGAUGACAAUUAUCAGGGACAAUAUAAUGUGGGAAAAUGUUAUCAAUUUGGCAUUGGAAUUAAAAUGGACCUUGAAGAAGCUAUUAAUUGGUAUAAAAAAGCUUCAGAUUAUGGUUCAAUAGAUGCCAAGAAUACUUUAAAUACUAGUCAACAAAUUUACCAAUAUGUAAUUACUAAAAUCAAAUCUAUGCGGUUUACGACAUUCUUUUGGAUAAAUCUUUGUAAAUGUUGUGCUCCAAUGUUAUUGAAAACAUUAACUAAAUUUAGUAAUAAUUUAUCACCGAUAGUAAAUUAUUUAAAUAAUACGAGAGUAAUAGGACCGAUAAUUUCAUGGUGUGUUAAAGCAACAUUCUUUCUUUGGUUUAUUGCCUUAUUGAUGGGCGAUGCGUUGGUUAGAGUCAUUUUAUCAAGAGCAACGGGAAUUCAUAAAGAGUCAGGAUUUCAUUAUAGCCCUAUUAAUGCUUCCGAUAUGAACUUUCAACCUUUAGGAUUAUUUGAGAAUAGUGAAGAAUCAGAAAAGAAUAAAAGAUUGUAUGGUGAUUUAUUUCCAAAUUAUAACAAGAAAUUGGCAUUAUCCUUGGCCAUGGCAUCUAAAUUGGCUUAUGAAGAUAUUCCUAUUAUCAAAUCUGAAUUAGAAAAUUCUGGUUAUGAUAUGAAUUCAUUUAAACCUAUAGCUUAUAAGAACGUUUGUGGAUAUAUAGCUGAGAAAGAUGAUAACAUUAUUUUAGUUUUUAGAGGUACAAAUCCAUUAAAUAUUCAAAAUUGUUUAACUGAUAUAAGGGCUCUCCUUUGUAAAAUGGAAUCAUCCACUCAAGGUUCAAUGGGUUUGGUGCAUGAAGGAUUCUAUGAAGCAUUGGGGGAGGAUUUAAAUGAAUUACCUCCUCAAUCACAAUCCAUCAUAGAAUUAUCCAACGCUUCCUUGGUUAAAACUGUGGAAACCAUAUUUGGAGCGUUGAAGACGGUGAUGUUUUUUGCACUUCAAAGUAUGAUCACUCAUAUACAUGAUCCUGUAGAUCAUAGAUAUCUUGGCGAAGAUGCAAGAUUUAUUAGCGCAUAUAGUCAAGCUACAAGGUGGAUAUCCAAGUUAUGUAAGGAAACUGAAGAAGAUAAUGAGCAGGAAAACAAUAAUGAUUCCGGAAUCGAAAGGUCAAAUGAUAUUAGACAAAGGAAAUCGAAAAAAUGUUUGUACAUCGCAGGACAUAGUUUGGGCGGUGGUUUAGCAACUGUAUUUUUGGCCAAAUUAUUACAACAUAAUAGUCCAUUACUUGAUAUUUUUUCUGGUAUAUAUACCUAUGGUCAACCAAAUAUAGGAGAUAUCGAUUUCGCGAAAAUAUUUGGUCCUGAGAUCGGAAAGAAAAUGUUUCAUCACGCUUAUAACAAUGAUGCAGUUCCUAGAGUUCCUAUGUGGGCUCCUUAUUCAAGCCCACCCGGGAAUCUAGUGUACAUGGAUGCUUCAUUUUCAAUGUACAUAUACCCUCCUGACCCUGUUACAAAUAUUCCUAUUCCUAUACGUAGAAUUUCUUUCUUACAGCUUUCUGGUCUUCUAAAUCUUAACACAAUAAGAAGAAUGAGAAAUGAAAGUUGGCUUAGAAUUUUCUUCAGAAUAAUGUAUGUUAAAAGAAAGGACACUUGGGAUUACGCUCGCGCUAUACGUGAAGGUACUUUAGAAAGCGUUAUUGUUGGUUUACCAUGUCAAAUUGAUGAAUCAAUAUAA
Messenger RNA from Funneliformis geosporum, 2568 nucleotides. The record is from the annotation of a GenBank genome assembly. Lineage: Eukaryota; Fungi; Glomeromycota; Glomeromycetes; Glomerales; Glomeraceae.